AUGUCUUACAGAUUACAAGUCACAGAUCCUGUAAAAGAUAAAAUUUCAAUCUUAGAAGUUGAUUAAACACUUACUGUAUUAGACUUAAAGGCAUUAAUCGAAGUUGAAGUAUUUUAUAUUCUAAUCUAAGUUCUAAAUAGCAGUUGCCAGAUAAUAAUUGAUUUAUGGAGGAUAAUUUAUGAAUGAUAAUGAUACUCUCUCAAAAUAUAAUAUGCAAAAUGAAGAUUUGGUUCUUAUUGAGAGGAAACCGAAAUAAUAAAGGACUCCAUUAGAAUUAGAAGCUAUUAAGUUUAUCAAACAUAUCCAAUAAAAUCCUCAUUUGAUGGAAGCAAUAAGAAUCAAAGAUCCAAAAUUGGCAGAAUCAAUAGAAAAAAAAAAAUUAGCAGGUGUUAUGGAAUAUAUUUAGAAAUAAGUAUAAAUCUCAUUUCAUUAAGCAAUAAAAAAAAUUCUAACAAUAAUAAGAAUACAUACGAAAGAUGUAACAAUUGGAAUAAGAUCCCCUUAAUCCUGAAAAUUAAAAACUUAUUGAAGAAAUGAUCAACAAAAAAAAUAUUGAAGAAAAUCGAGAAUACGCUGAAGAAUUCAUUCCUGAAAGUUUUGGAACAGUUACUAUGUUAUAUAUUGAAUUAUCAAUUAAUCGUCAUCCUGUAUAGGCUUUUGUUGAUAGUGGGGCACAAAGUACAAUUAUGUCCAAAGCUUGUGCAGAGAGAUGUGGAAUAAUGAGAUUGGUAGAUACUCGUUUUUCAGGUAUAGCCUAAGGAGUAGGUACUUAAAAAAUUAUUGGAAGAAUUCAUGUUGUGGAAAUGUAAAUACUAAAUCAAGUAAAUCUAUUUGAAUUAUCAUUAGUUUUUACCAUGCUCUUUGACUAUUUUAGAUGGUGAUGGCAUUGAUUUUUUGUUUGGAUUAGAUAUGCUUAAAAGAUAUUAAGUAAUAUUGUAUACAUAAUUAUUAGUGUAAUAUAAAUUUAAAAGAUAAUUGUUUAAUCUUUCCAAAUGAAAAAUUAAGUGUACCAUUUCUACCAGAAGGUUAGAUUCAUAAAAGAAUAAGCAUAUAAUAAGAAUAGGAGAUCUUAAAAAGACAAAAUAGCGAUUCUUAAAUAGAAGAAGAAUAGCCUAUAAAAAGUUCAAAUUAACCAUAAUAAUAAUAAACAUAAUAAUAACCAUAAUAAUAAUAAUAAUAAUAAUAAUAAUAAUAAUAAUAAUAAUAAUAACAACAACCUAGUCAUACUAGACAUCCAGAAUCUUCAAUAUAAACAAUUAUUAAUAUUGGAGCUUCAAGAGCUGAGGCUAUAAUUGUACUAGAUUAGACAAAUGGUAAUUUAGAAUUAGCAGCAUCUAUAAUAAUGUAGUAAAAAUAUGGUUUUAAUUGA
This is a messenger RNA of Paramecium primaurelia, 1369 nucleotides long. NCBI's taxonomy places the organism in Eukaryota, Ciliophora, Oligohymenophorea, Peniculida, Parameciidae. The record is from the annotation of a GenBank genome assembly.